CUCAGAAUUCCUUUUACCAGUCAACUACGAGUACAUCUCGUGGGAGAUGUUUCACGGCCGCCGUCUAUCCUGAACUUCAGCAAACAUGCCACCUCUUCGCCCCUCCCUCGUCCGACCGCUGCAGCGACAAAGUCGCUCAUUAUUCUCAACCUCCGCUUCUUCCUCUGGACCUCGACAUCUUCUUUCCCUUUCGGAGGUCACGUCGACAGAACUGGCCACGCUGGUGAACAAUGCCACCCACCACAAAACCCACAGAGCAGAUGCAGCAUGGCCACUGCGAAAUUCUCUUUACGGCCAGACCGUCGCACUCCUCUUCUCCAAACUCUCCACCCGCACGCGAGUGUCGACCGAAGGCGCCAUAGCCUCGAUGGGCGGACAUCCCAUGUUCUUGGGGAAGAAUGACAUACAACUCGGAGUCAAUGAGUCACUGUACGACACGUCCAAAGUGAUAUCGAGCAUGGUGUCGUCCAUCGUGGCGCGAGUCGGUCCACACGCGGACAUUGCGAACCUGGCCAAGGACUCGUCCGUGCCGGUGAUAAACGCACUUUGCGACACAUACCAUCCCAUGCAAAUCAUUGCGGACUUUGCGACCCUCACACAAAGCUUCAAUUCGUCGGCGGAGAACCUCAAGGGAUUGAAGAUUGCCUGGGUGGGUGACGCCAACAACGUGCUGUUCGACAUGUGCAUCGGCGCGAAGAAGUUGGGCAUCAACAUGGCCGUUGCCACACCCGAAGGCUAUGAGAUUCCGGACAGAAUGAAACAAGAAAUCAAUAGUACCAAAGGCGACGGGAAACUGGAGGAGACCAACGUGCCCGAAGAAGCGGUCAACAAAUGCGAUGUCAUCGUCACCGACACGUGGAUCUCAAUGGGCCAGGAGGAAGAAAAGGUUAAGCGAUUAAAGGCCUUCGAAGGGUAUCAGGUCACCAAUGCUAUGGCUGAACGAGGCGGAGCGAACGAGUCUUGGAAGUUCAUGCACUGUCUGCCGCGACAUGCCGAGGAGGUCAAUGAUGAAGUCUUCUACGGUGAUAGAUCGCUGGUUUUCCCAGAGGCUCAAAAUCGGUUGUGGUCUGCUAUCGCCACGCUGGAAGCAUUCGUGGUAAAUAAGGGCGAGAUCCGGAAAAGUUCAUAGACUCCCGGAAAGAAAGACAUUCUUGAAAAGUUUGGCCGAGUAGAUGGGAAGUAUCGAGCCGCUCUGGUUCGUCUGAGUUUAUAUAUAUAUAUCGCUUGAUCUCGAGCAUGAUAUCAAUUUGACUGGAUGUCUGUGGAAGUAUAUGCUAGGAAGCAAUCCAUGACCAGAUCGUCUUCCUUGGCCCC
Exophiala oligosperma is the source of this 1314-nucleotide messenger RNA. RefSeq names its product ornithine carbamoyltransferase. The record is from RefSeq and is a predicted model, not a curated record. Gene Ontology annotation, cellular component: mitochondrion. Gene Ontology annotation, molecular function: amino acid binding; ornithine carbamoyltransferase activity. The coding region runs from base 86 to 1129 and encodes 347 amino acids. NCBI's taxonomy places the organism in Eukaryota, Fungi, Ascomycota, Eurotiomycetes, Chaetothyriales, Herpotrichiellaceae. The transcript has a single exon. Gene Ontology annotation, biological process: L-citrulline biosynthetic process.